CUGCAGCCGCGCCGCGGGGCUCCCUCCCUACAGCCAGUGGCAGCCCCAGCCUGGUGCCUUGGCAAAGGAAAAAGGCGCUCGGACAGGCGUUCGAGCGGGUCCGGAGAGGAUAUCCUGGGUACCGCUCGCUUUCACUGACGGCUUGCUUGCCCGCAGUGGCUCCCUCAGUCCUUCGCUCGUGCGCAAACGCUCCCACACCAGGGAGCAGUUUUGGGUGGCGUGGGCUCCGUCCUCUUCUUGGCCGGUGGGAACAGUGCGCCCAAGAGUGGAAGUCUGGUGGGCCCGGCCCCUCCCAGCCCAGCGCCGAUGAGUGCCAGGGCGCCCAAGGAGCUGAGGCUGGCACUGCCGCCGUGUCUCCUCAACCGGACCUUUGCUUCCCCCAACGCCAGCGGCAGCGCGAGUGCCCAGGGCCCGGGCGCAGGCGGUGGCGGUACCUGCAUUACGCAGGUGGGACAGCAGCUCUUCCAGUCCUUCUCCUCCACGCUGGUGCUGAUUGUCCUGGUCACCCUCAUCUUCUGCCUCAUCGUGCUGUCCCUCUCCACCUUCCACAUCCACAAGCGUAGGAUGAAGAAGCGGAAGAUGCAGAGGGCUCAGGAGGAAUACGAGAGGGAUCACUGCAGCGGCAACCGUGGUGGCAGGGGCCUGCCCCCGGCCGGUGGCCAGGCCCCAACCCACGUAAAAGAAACCCGGCUGGAGAGGCAACCCCAGGACUCCGUUUUCUGCGACCCCUCCAAAGUGUCCUCCUCCUCUUUGUCCCCUGGCCUUCCCUGCCAAGAUCCCUAUGCUCCUCCGCCUCCACCACCGGCCCCCAGUCCGCAAGGAGCACACUCAUCCUCUUCUUGUUUGGACACACCUGGCGAGGGCCUUUUGCAAACGGUGGUAUUGUCCUGAUUGUCUAGCCCCUCACCUCUCCCCUUUCUUGUUUCCAGCGCCUUUGCCGUCCUCGCUUUUCCCCUGUCCUUCCCCUUUCACUUUCCUCUGGUCUCUCUUUCCUCUUCCUUCCUUCCUUCCUGCCCUCCCUGCCCUCCCCGUACUGUUUCUCCUCCGCCGAGGCACUGUGCGGUAUUUGUAAAUAUUGGGCAAGGAAAGUCUCGGAAGAAGAAAUAACGCUGAUAAUAAUACUUUAUUAUUAAUAUUUAUAAUAAUUACAAUACUAAUAACACGAUCCAAGCGCAUGACAAAUCACAUAAUUUCUCAUUGUCAAUGAAGGAUGCGUCCUUCCUCUCCACCCUGUGCCCCCCACAAUGAGGAGGAGAAACCGCACAAGCUACCAAAUACUAUAUAACAGGCAUUGACCCCGG
Pteronotus mesoamericanus is the source of this 1301-nucleotide messenger RNA. It is a transcript of the gene CUNH11orf87, whose product is annotated as chromosome unknown C11orf87 homolog. The record is from RefSeq and is a predicted model, not a curated record. The coding region runs from base 307 to 891 and encodes 194 amino acids. NCBI's taxonomy places the organism in Eukaryota, Metazoa, Chordata, Mammalia, Chiroptera, Mormoopidae. The transcript is spliced from 2 exons.